Rosa rugosa (rugosa rose) is the source of this 753-nucleotide messenger RNA. Its product is annotated as mavicyanin-like. The transcript is spliced from 2 exons. Gene Ontology annotation, cellular component: plasma membrane. The coding region runs from base 104 to 481 and encodes 125 amino acids. The record is from RefSeq and is a predicted model, not a curated record. Lineage: Eukaryota; Viridiplantae; Streptophyta; Magnoliopsida; Rosales; Rosaceae. Gene Ontology annotation, molecular function: electron transfer activity.
CACCAGCCUUGUAUAGAAUAUAAAACAUAAUAGUAGAACUCGAUCAUCAUACCAAUUAAUAGUACUUCUUGAAACAGGAAGAACAAGAAUAAGUUUUAUUGAAAUGGCACGAUUCAAUACAGCGAGUCUUAGUUUGGUGAUUGUGUUUUUCGUUUUUCCGAGCAUGGUGUUGAGUGCACAAUAUUGGGUCGGAGACGAUGAUAUUGGCUGGGGAACUUUUGGAGAAGAUUACAUGAGGUGGGCUGCUAGCAAAAAUUUCCAUGUCGGAGAUGUUCUCAUCUUCAGCUAUGACGCAAAAAUACACAAUCUUGUUGUAGCAGCUAAUAGUGACCUAUAUGAGCAAUGUAAUUACACUCCAAACUUGGGAGUGUAUCAGAGCGGCAUCGACUCUUUAACUUUGCCGGUUGCUGGGACGUAUUAUUUCUUCUGUUCAUAUCAUUGCCACCCAUUCGCAGUGAAAUUUUACAUUAAUGUAACCUAGCUACAUAAUCUAAUUGAAAGUAACCUAUGUAGAGAGAGGGGGUAGGAGUGAAAUCCUUUGAUCCUCUUUAAAAAAUAAAAAAAUAAAAAUAAAUAAAUAAAAACCUAUGUAGAGAGAAAUCUAGUUAAUUAGUAGUUUUUCUUUACAUUAAGAGUUAUUUUAAGAGUUUCUGUACCACAUGGUUUAUAGUUUCACAUAAAACUCUAAAGGAAAUGUUCCCUUCUGGAAUUUGCAAGACCCGUCAAUACGGAUUUUGGUUCGCAUGCACUCUU